UGUAUUUAAUAUGCUUCUUUUGCGACAGAUUUUAUGUCAUAAAGCUCAAUCUCAAUUCACUAAAUUAACAUUUCAACGAUUUUUUAGCAAUAACGAUUGCAAUGGACAGCAAGUAAAGAAGUUGAGCUUAAAAAAUGUAGAUGUGGCUGGAAAAAGGGUUUUUAUGAGAGUGGACUUCAAUGUACCCAUGAAAGAUGGUAAAAUAACCAACAACCAACGAAUUGUUUCCGCACUUCCCAGUAUUAAAUAUGCUCUGGAUAAAAAAUGCAAGUCCUUAGUUUUGGCUUCCCACUUGGGACGCCCCGAUGGCAAGAAGAACCAAAAGUUUAGUCUGGAACCGGUGUCCAAGGAGCUGGAGAAUGUGCUGGGCAAGCCGGUUAAAUUCUUGGACGACUGUGUGGGUGAUCACACACUGGAAGCUUUGAAGGAUCCGUCCGAGGGCACGUUGGUCCUGCUGGAGAAUCUUCGUUUCUACGCCGAGGAGACGGGCAGCAGCAAGGACGAGAACAAGAAGAAGGUCAAGGCCGAUCCCCAGAAGGUCAAGGAAUUCCGGGCCAAGUUGGCGCAGUUGGGCGAGAUCUAUGUGAACGAUGCCUUCGGAACAGCACAUCGUGCGCAUAGUUCCAUGAUGGGCGAUGGCUACAAGGUGCGAGCGGCUGGAUUCCUGCUGGACAAGGAACUGGAGUACUUUGCCAAGGUGCUCCACGAUCCAGCGAAGCCCUUUUUGGCCAUUUUGGGUGGCGCCAAGAUAGCCGACAAAAUUCCGCUAAUAACGAACCUCCUGAACAAUGUGACGGCCAUGAUCAUUUCCGGCGGCAUGGCCUUCACCUUUCUCAAAGUGCUCAGUAAUAUGGAGAUUGGAAAAUCCCUCUACGACGAGAAGGGAUCCAAGUUGGUAAACGACAUAGUCUGCAAGGCAAAGGAGAAGAAUGUGAACAUACUAUUUCCGAUUGACUUUGUCGUUGCCAACAAGAUCGACAAGGAGCCGGAUAAAAUCGAUUACGUGGAUGUCACACAGGGUAUACCGAAGGACAUGAUGGGUCUGGACCACGGCCAGGUAUCCAGUGAGAUGUUUGCAGGCGCCAUUUGUGCGUCCAAAACCAUCGUGUGGAACGGACCGCCAGGCUUAUUCGAGAACGAGCUGUUCUCCCAAGGCACCGAGUCCAUGUUGCAGGCAGUAAUUGGGGCCACAAAGAGGGGCGCCACCACAAUCGUGGGUGGUGGGGACACGGCCACCGCUUGCUUGAAGUUCGGAGGCGCCGACAAGGUCUCACAUGUGUCCACAGGCGGAGGAGCUUCCCUGGAGUUGCUCGAGGGAAAGGUUCUGCCUGGAGUGGCUGCCCUUUCGGAUGCCUGAAAGCAGAGCCUUUUCUACUUUACUUGUGCAUUCACUGUGGAUAAUUAAACAAUCAUUCUCUC
Drosophila erecta is the source of this 1419-nucleotide messenger RNA. RefSeq names its product phosphoglycerate kinase. Gene Ontology annotation, molecular function: ATP binding; phosphoglycerate kinase activity; ADP binding. Gene Ontology annotation, biological process: glycolytic process; gluconeogenesis. The transcript has 3 exons. Gene Ontology annotation, cellular component: cytosol. NCBI's taxonomy places the organism in Eukaryota, Metazoa, Arthropoda, Insecta, Diptera, Drosophilidae. Bases 11 to 1357 code for a protein of 448 amino acids. The record is from RefSeq and is a predicted model, not a curated record.